CCGGCAAAAAAAAAACCCUAACCCCCCCCCCAAGAAACCCUCUGUUGCCCAAUAACCAUAGACAUGGCACAGCCAAAGCUGGUGCCGGGGCAGCCGCAGCCCCGUCCUGCCCGGUGCUAGCUCUCCUUUCCCACAGCAUGCAGUUCUCACCAAAACUUGUGCUUUUCUCUUGCUUGGGGUCUUUUUUUUCCCCCUCUGCCUCAUUUUCUGCUGAUUUGGCCCCUGAGCGGGACCGGUGGCAGGCAGUCACACCGAGCAGAGGGCCAGGAGCACAGUAAGCUGGACCGGCGCGCUUUGAGCCCAAAUUAAACCGGCUGUGAAGCUCCUAAGGACCUGCCUUAAAAGGAGGUGUCCCCGAAAUAUGGCAGUCAAAUGGACUGGUGGGCACUCGUCCCCUAUAUUGUGCUUGAACGUAAACACGGAAGGGCUGGCGGCUUCAGGUGCGGAGAGAGGCGAGCUGGCGCUCUGGGAUGGGGGAGUGGCUCCGGCAGGACGGCUCCAGCUCCCGAAGGCGGACGACGUGACCUGCUUGGUGUUCUCUCCCCACCGUCCCACCAGGCUGUAUGCCUCCCACGGAGAAACUAUCAGUCUGCUGGAUGUUCGAUGCCUCAAGGAGCCCACAGAACGCUUCCACGUGAAUGAGGAGGAGAUCAACUGCCUCUCGGUGAACGAGAGCGACCAUUUCUUGGCCGCGGCUGAUGACUCGGGAGCAAUAAAGGUUAUGGACUUGGAAAACAAGAAAGUCAGCCGGUCCCUGAGACACGCAAACAUCUGCUCCUCCGUCGCCUUUCGACCUCAGAGGCCUCACAGCCUCGUCUCCUGUGGACUGGACAUGCAGGUUAUGCUGUGGAGCCUGCAGAAAGCUCGUCCCCUGUGGACCACAGACCUGCAGGAGUGUGAAGCAGAGGAAGACAGUCCACAGGCAGCUGGCCAGUUCUUUAACCCACCGCUUGCACAUUCCCUGUCCGUCGCAUCGUGUGGCAACAUCUUUGGCUGCGGAGCUCAAGAUGGUAAAGUCAGAAUAUUCAGAGUGACCGGUGUCAAGUUUGAACGUGAGCUGGAGUUCCACGGUCACAGCCUGGGAGUAUCGCAAGUCCUCUUUAUGCCAGAAACAUACUGGUUGUUGACUGGAGGAAAUGAUGGGAAAGUCUUGCUCUGGGACGUCAGCAGUGACAUUGGGAAGCAGCAGAAAAGUCCACCAGAAUCUCUCCAGAGAAGGAAGGCCCACGCACCUGCUUCCACCAGACGAGACAGAAAGCUCAACAAAGUGGCUUCAAACGAACAUGCUAGAGUUUUACCAAAGCUAACCAUUGAGCACGGAGAGAAGGUGAACUGGAUCUCAUGUGCAGAGAUCAAAGGCUCAAGGAGAGUGUUAGUUGCUGAUCAGAGCAGUUCAGUAUCUGUGUAUCCAUUGCCGGAACCUUAGACGCCAAGAUGUUUAGAGAAAUUGGGGGAAAACCACUUCUUGGAGUGUUUGAAAUGAGCCCGGUUACAUCUGUGGACAGUGAACUGAACAGCAAAACCUGCUGUGGCCUUCGGAAGGGGAAGGGAUUUGCUGCGUACUCACACGAGUACCCGUGAUGUCACUGGCCUUGCCUUAUGUUUUUCAGUGACUGUUGGUAUUCACUGCAGCUGUUUCUUGCAGGGUUGGCAGUUUGCUUCUAGAAUUUAAGUGAAAUGGGUUUCAGUAGAUUUAGGGAUAAUACUAACUCAUGGCCAAGCUGACAUAAUUAAGGUUGGAGGAAGAGGUUCACGCUAACGGGGACGCCCACAAUGCUAAAUGAGGAUGCUGAGCAGUCACUGGCUGAGCUCAUAGAAUUGUUUAGGCUGGAAAACCCCAACCGUUCUCCUAACCCUGCCAUCCCACCACUAAACCCUGGCCCU
Egretta garzetta (little egret) is the source of this 1884-nucleotide messenger RNA. It is a transcript of the gene WDR53, whose product is annotated as WD repeat domain 53. The coding region runs from base 362 to 1426 and encodes 354 amino acids. Lineage: Eukaryota; Metazoa; Chordata; Aves; Pelecaniformes; Ardeidae. The record is from RefSeq and is a predicted model, not a curated record. The transcript has 3 exons. Gene Ontology annotation, molecular function: protein binding.